This is a messenger RNA of Moneuplotes crassus, 1075 nucleotides long. Lineage: Eukaryota; Ciliophora; Spirotrichea; Euplotida; Euplotidae. The record is from the annotation of a GenBank genome assembly.
AAUGGAUUCUCCGAUGCUAGCCAAGAGACAAGAUAGUGGAUCAGGGUACAUGGACCUAAUGGAUCAAGAUCAGUUGAAGAUAGCAACAUAUAAUGUCCUCCUAACUCCAAAAUGGGGAAUUUUCAGAUGGCUUUGUGCUCCAAAGUUACGUUAUAAAUACCAAAUUGAGACUCUAUUACCCUCUCUUGGUGCUGAUAUUAUUUGUCUCCAAGAGUGUACAAGGGAAUACCUUCGAAUGUUGAAUAAAAGUUCUUUAUGAGAUUCAUACAUCAUAUCCAAUCAUGAAAUUAUCAGGGAUAAGCUUCAUUUUCCUUUGAUUUUAUCAAAAUUUCCAUUUGAAGAGCUUUUGAUCAGAGAUAGGGCAAUUUAUGGCCUUUUUGAACGAAAUAACAAACCUUUUAUUUGAAUCUGAAUACAUCUGAACACUUUGGGGAAGACCAAAGCCAUGAGGGCAAUAGAGUUAUCUAAAAUCAAUCAGAAUUUACAAAUAAUCUGUGAACUUGCUGAUGAAGAAAAUCAGAAAGCUAAGAUUAAGCAAGCAUUGGACCAGAACAACGUGAUUAUAUUAGGAGACUUCAACAUGCACUUUCCUAGUGAGAAUAAGAUCAUUGAGGCUUUAAAUUACAAAGAUUUGUGGCUUGACUCCCAUUCUCAUUUUACAGGAUAUACUUAUGAUGGCAGGACUAAUAAAUUAUUAUGGACUUUACAGCCAUUUGAUAAUCGAAGACUGAGGUUAGAUCGGAUCAUUCUGAAGAACCAAAGCCAUAUCGAGCCCUUAGAUAUUCAACUAUUUGGAAACAAGCUAAUUAACUCAUGGUGCAAAAAGAGACUCUUCCCAACGAUGCCAAGCGAUCAUUAUGGAAUCAUUUUAAAAUGCAAGUUAUCUAACCAAGCAGGGGAGCAGAAGAGGCUCAAUAUGUACCUAGAUGAAUUCAGAAUGCUCCCACAGGACAAAACAGGGUUCAGGAAGGUGUCCAGAAUCUGGCUGUACAGAACUCUUGCCUCUGUCUUGCUCUUUGUUGCCCUAUGUGCUUUCAUUUAUUACCUUUUGAAAGCAUUAUUUUAAAUCUUAAAU